ACUUCCCCACAGUUCUGAAUCAAUCUCCUGGAUGAGAAUGGAAGUUAUGUUUUCUUAGCAAGUGGUGUAGAAACCACUGGAGUAGAUAAACUCUCCUGAGGCUGAGGUCACUGGGCUUGCUGCUGUUUGAGCCAGCUGCAGUGGUGCAGUCUGUUACCUUGGAAACCAGCUAACACUUCCCUGAAGGGCAAGCUUCACUGUGGAGUUCCUUGGAAGAGCUUGAAGCAACUGCAAGUUGAAACCAGGAAUAGCUGGGCCCUGGGUACCAAGACCCUUCUCCCAAAGAUGGAGAAAUAAAUGAACAAAUGCAAGUUAAGAGUCUCGCUUUGUAGUGGAUAUUGGCCUUGAACUCACGGUGUGGCGCAGGCUGACCUCCACGGCAUGGCGAUCCUCCUGCCUCAGCCUCCCAAGUGUUGAGAUUACAGCAUGAAGAGAAACACUGACAGACAUCAGAAACAACUGAACCAGAAGGAUAUGAAUGGAGUUGGCCAAAAUCCAGACAAUGGAUUACUGGUUACUCAUGUUAACCAGAUGCAGGACUUACUGAAGCUGCAGGGAAGUGAGAUUCAGUCUCCAGCAUUGGAAGACUGUGAAGAUUGGCUUUCCACUCACAAUUUAAAGUUCCAGAAACUCACUUUGGCUGACCUGAUAAGUCAGGGCACAGCUGUGCUGCUUUGCUUUUUCAGGGAGGAGAGCAGCAGUGUCACACAGGAACUGCAUUUCUCCACUCAGACCAUCUGCCAUUUCGAAUCAAAGCUUUCCGAAGUUAUUGAACUCUAUCAACAGAGAAUUCAGUGGCUCACAGAAAACAGCAAGAAGGCCUUUGGCCUCAUCCGGGGGACUAGAGUGGCCAUCCUCAUUGAUGCGUCCGUGGUCGGCAGUGGCCCUGGGAUGGAAGAGUUCCAAAAUGACUUCAUGAGCCUGGUUGCCGAGCAGCUGAGCCUCAAGGAGAAGCUGUAUGUCGUGUCCUUCGGCACCGCCACCAGGCACCUCUGGCCAGACCCUGUGGAAGUCAGGACCUCCAGUCUGCAGGAACUCAAACUCUGGGUAAAGGAACUGCAGCCUGAAGGAGGCAGCAAUUUACUACAAGCCCUGAAGAAAGUCUUCACACUACAAGGCCUGAAUUCCCUGGUGACUAUAAUGAGAAGCUGCCCAGACCAGCCUCCUGAAAUUCUGUCUGACUAUGUUCAGCAGUCCACCGUGGGAAGCAGCUUCGCCAUCCACCUCGUCACCUACAAAUGUGAUGAUCAGGUGCCCGCCGCUGUCCUGAAGAACCUUGCAGAAGCACUCGGGGGGCGCUACCACUGCUACAGCCCAGAGACAGAGCUCUACACCAGUCGGGACGUGGAUGAGCUGCUGGGAGAAAUUCAGAAAGCCCAGAGCCUGCUCAACCGCGUGCAAGCUUUGCGCCAGAGCAGCCCCUGUGAGGAGCUGGCCCGCAUGAUGCAGGAAGCUGCCACAGGGUACACGAAAGGGUCGCUCACAGCUCUCUUGCCUAAAGCCCCAAAGCAUGACGCUCCUCUCAUUGUUGAGUUCCCAAACCUGGAAAAGACUUCUGCAGAAUGGCUAAAGAUCAAUGGUCUAAAAGCCAAGAAAUUAAGCCUUUACCGGGUUCUGGCACCGAAUGUGUUCUCUCCUGUAGAAGAAUUUGUGCCUAUUCUCCAGAAAAAAGUAUCGUCAACUAUCCAUGAGAAGGCAAUGGUACAGUUUGAAUGGCACGACGGGACAGUGAAGAACGUCCACGUGGAUCCACCCUUCCUCUCUGAAUACCAGAAGCAGCUCAGCAGAGCCAUGCAGAUGUAUGAGAGGCGGGUCGAGUGGCUCUCCCUGGCCAGCAGAAGGAUCUGGGGCACCAUCUGCGAAAAGAGGGUGGUUGUCCUGCUCGAUAUCUCUGUGACCAAUUCCAUGUUCAUUAUUCAUAUCCAGCACUCCCUGCGGCUGCUGCUGGAGGAGCAGCUAUCCAACAAGGACCUCUUCAACCUGGUCGCGUUUGGAAGCACAAUCGAGAGCUGGAGGCCUGAGAUGGUUCCUGUGAGCCACGACAGUUUACAGAGAGCCUGGAGGUGGGCCCUGGGCCUGCAGUGUCAGGGCAGCAGGAAUGUCCUCGGUGCCCUGCGGAAGGCUGUGGAAGUGGACUUCAGAGACAAAGAUAGACACCGGUCACAGGGCAUCUACCUCCUCACGGGAGGCAUCCCUGACCAGGAUGUGCCCACACUCAGUGCCUACAUGGCUGAGAGCUGUGGGGGCUGCGACCUCCAGCUGAACGUGUGUCUCUUCUCGGUGGGCGAGCCGCGGAUGGACAGCAUGCCUCCUGCCUGCUAUGCCAGCCACUCGGACACAGCCAGUGCCUACAGGGAGGUCACCCGGGCUACUGGUGGCCGCUUCCACUGGUUUGGAGACACAGGCAUUUAUGAGAGUGAUGACAUCAAGGCCAUCACAUCUGAGAUGGAAAAGGCCCUCGACUACUCCCAAAAGUGUGCCUUACUCGUGGCCUCCCUGAAGAACCAUUUGGGAAAAGAACUGGAAAGUGCGGCCCUGUCUAAAGAAAAGCCACAGAUGCUCAAGCAAAGAACUCAGCCCAAGAAAUCUUCUCUGCCCAAGCCUGCAGCCCCCUCAAUGGCCAGAAUGAACCUUAAAGAGGACCUGGAGAGAGAGAGGAGCCCUCCAUCAAAAGCUCUAAAAUGUCGUCCGCUCAGGGGCAAAGUGGGUAUCUCGGUCCAGCCCUUGAAAGAAGGGGCAGCAGAGUGGAGGAGGAAGACCAGAGCACAGGCAGCAGAGACGGCUCUGUCCCUGUUCUACACAGAGACCGGGAACGCCAUAGGCUCAGUAUACAAGAAGUACCCUCAGAGAACUAUAAGAAGGACCAGAUCUUCUGUUGAGUUGCCUAGGAAGGAUACAGUUUGCUCAAGCCAAGAGUGGGUAGCUAAUUACGGGUUGAAAAGGCUGAGGCUGGAGAUAUCCAGAUGCCUGGGUCCCAACUGCACGCAUCCAAAGUCAGCGCAGAGCUCGGCCAGACACUGCGAUGUCUUCCCCAGCACGGAGAUCAAAGGAGUGGUGAGACACAUUCAGUGGACACUCGGGGAAAUGGACGCAUACAUCGUGUGCCUGGAGAAGGUGAUGAGGUGCUACACCCAGAGGCUGCAGUGGCUGCUGUCUGGGAGCCGCCGACUCUUCGGUGCUGUCUUGGAGAGCAAAGUGUGCAUCCUGCUGGACACGUCAGGGUCUGUGGGCCCAUACUUGCAGCAGGUGAAGACAGAGAUGAUUCUGCUGAUCUGGGAGCAGCUGCGGAAGCGCUGUGACAGUUUUAACGUGCUCAGCUUUUCAGAGGGGCUCCAGCCAUGGCAGGACACUCUGGUGGAGACCACGGAUGCAGCAUGUCGCGAAGCCACGCAAUGGGUGACCCACCUGCAGGCCCAGGGGAGCACCUCAAUCUUGCAAGCAUUAUCGAAAGCUUUCAGUUUUCAUGAUGUGCAAGGAUUAUACCUGCUGACGGACGGGAAGCCAGACACAAGCUGCAGCCUUGUUCUGGAUGCAGUCCAAAGACUCGAGGAGGACAGGGACGUGAAGGUGCACACUGUCUCCCUGAGCUGCACAGACAGAGCAGCAGUUGAGUUCCUGAAGAAGCUGGCUUCCCUCACCGGCGGCCGGUACCACUGCCCUGUUGGGGAGGACAUGCACUGCAGGAUCCAAGGCCUGCUCACCAGGGGCUUUGUCCAUGAAAAGGAUCCCCCACUGCCACUGUUCGAAGGAGAUGACUUGAGGAGAUUAUCCCAGGAGAUCACCAAGGCCAGGAGAUUCCUUGCACGAGCCCAGGUCUUCAGAUCCCAGCUCCAGAAGAAAAGCAACACAGAAGCACGGGUUACUCCUUGUUAGAGAAAUGCUUUCAGGAGGACACAGGAAGCUGUGGCCCACAGGAAAGACCACUCCAGGUACCAGAACACACUGGAAGUCUGGAAGAAAGGCUCUGUUCUUUGACUGUGGAGCCAUCUGUAGGUCCACCCUACUCUCCUGGCCUGCUCUCCAGCACAUCCUACAUUCAUUCCGGCAAUAAGAUUGUUGCUCACGGCCCUGCAUCAAGCUCCCUGCCUGGGACAUCCUUUUUGCCACCCUCUGCCGGGGACUCUCCACUCAGGUGACAUCAGCUCCACUGUGAAGAUGUCCCUGGGGUCCACACAGAGCCGAGACCUCCAGGCAGAGUCGGAAGCUUCCAGCCGUCCUCUCCUGGCAGCCUGACUGAUGCCUCUAGUUGCACUUGGCACUUGCUUGGUUAUCUAAUUCUCCUCCUUCACCUUGGCUCCCCCAGAUGAGGCCACAGUCCUCAUCUGUGGGUCCCCAGCACCUGCCAUGUGGCAGACAUGUGGGAAGCUGUGAGCGCCCCGCAGAAUGUAGAGUCCCACUCUGGAAGCCAGACAGGUGAGGCUGCUUCUGCCUGAGGCUCCCUGUGUUCCUCCACCUCCGGGCCAAUGCAGAUUCAUGGGCAGCCAGACGUGGGGGAGGAAGAAGCCAGCAGUGUCCACCACCCCACCCAUGCCUGCUCGACCAAACUGAACUGAAGGCUGCUCCAGAACAACCCAGUCCAGAGUGAAUGUUCUGCUCAGCUCUGUGAAAAUCAGGCUUCACUGUGUGCACAUGAAAUGAAUAUGGCAUAUGUUAUGUCAUCUGCUGUCAUUUUCUAAAUCAAAAAUUGCUUUUAUUUCCAUAAAUAGGGUCGAGGUGACUUUGUUGUCUUAUUUUUUUUUUCCAGUACCGGGGAUCAAACUCAGCACCUUGCACUUGUGAGGCAGGCGUGGCACCACUGAGCUAAAUCCCCGGCCCCAUACCAUCUUUUUUUUUUUUUUUUCUGUACCAGGGAUCAAACUCUGGACCUUGCACUUUCGAGGCAGGCGUGGUGCCACUGAGCUAAAUCGCCAGCCUUUACUUUGUUUUUUGGUGAUUGUUGUUACUCAGCUCUUGGCAGUGCUAAGGGUGGAACCCAGGGCCUCACACAUGCUAGGCAAGUGCUCUACGCUGAGCUGCAUCCCCAGCCCAAUUUUAACUGUGUGAAGUGAUUAUUGCUGUAUGUAUGUAUAAAUUUUUAAUGAGACAAA
Molecule: messenger RNA, 5087 nt
Organism: Heterocephalus glaber (naked mole-rat)
Lineage: Eukaryota; Metazoa; Chordata; Mammalia; Rodentia; Bathyergidae
Source: RefSeq, a predicted model, not a curated record